Molecule: messenger RNA, 495 nt
Organism: Lycium barbarum (goji berry)
Lineage: Eukaryota; Viridiplantae; Streptophyta; Magnoliopsida; Solanales; Solanaceae
Product: putative RING-H2 finger protein ATL69
Exons: 1
Coding region: 1-495 (164 amino acids)
Source: RefSeq, a predicted model, not a curated record
AUGUCCAUAUCUAACUCACCUGUAGAUUCUUCAAUUAGCCUGGGAUACGGUAUCGCCAUUGCCAUUGGCAUAUUAAUUCUCAUUUCACUCAUCAUAUUUGCUUCCUAUGCUUGUCUUCGUUUCAAAUUAGCUGGAAAUUUUAGUACACCUUCGUCAUCUUCCAAUGUGACUAAUAAUAGUUACAUUUAUAGCUACUUCCUCGGAUUGGAUCGACCUGUGAUAGAGUCAUUCCCUAAAGUAGUGUUAGGUGAAAGCAAGAGAUUGCCUAGCCCCAUUAGUGAUUCAAGUACAUGUGCUAUAUGCUUGUGUGAAUAUUGUGCUAAGGAUUCAGUUCGUUGUAUACCAGAAUGUCAUCACUGUUUCCACGUGCAUUGUGUCGAUGAAUGGUUGAGGAAGAGUGGGACUUGUCCGAUUUGUAGAAGCUCUCCUGCUUCUCCAUUAACGCCGCCUGCGGCCACUACUUCUCUUGCGCAAUUGGCUUAUUAUCAGAGAUGA